AUGCUCUGCGUCGCGUCUUACUCGUUUCUAACUCGCUUGUUUUCAGAGCCUGUACCAGGCCGUGUCGCUAAGAGCCUGUGGUCGUGUCCGACGUGGCAGGGAUUCUUGUACGAGGAGCCGUCGGGGUACUUCGGCACGGCAACGGAGGAGGCCGUCAUCAAGUGGCAGACGAGCAACGCGCUGGUGCCGGCGCGCGGCAUAGUGGGGUACUCGUCGCGCGUGGCGUACGCGCGGAAGCACGGGCUGCCCACCACGGAGCAGCUGCGCGCCAUGGAGAAGGCCGCCGAGGGGUGUGAGGUGCGGCGGUGCAUAGAGAUCGAUGCGCACAAGCGGAACGGCAUGGAGCUCUGGGAGCGAUGCCUAGCGGAGGACGCAUCCCUGGCUGAUCGCAUGCACCUCUGCAGCGAGGCGUGCCAAAUGGCGGUCAGUGAGGCGUGUGACAAGGUCGUCGUCGCAAUGGCAUCAGCGGCGUAUCAUGCGUCAUUAACAGCAAAUGGCAUUCGAUGCGCCACUGACGGCGCAGUAAAGCUCUCGCAAUCAAGGCGGUGCUCGUUUUCCGGCGCCAGGCGUAUCGACGGUGGGCUCCCAUGCCGUCGAGAUCACGCCAGCCCGCGCGGAGUCGCCGUUCGAGCGUCGGUCGAAAUGACCGAAGCGGAGAAAGAGGGUUGGCGGAAACGGCGGAACGAGGCAGCGGAGGAGGCGGCGCAGAAGGCGGAGAAGGAGGCGGAGGCGGCGGAGGCGGGCGCGGUGGACGAGUGGCGGUGGACGCUCAAUUGGAACCACAUCCUGCCCAACCUCAUCGUCGGCUCCUGCCCUCGCUCGCCGGACGACGUUGACCGCAUAGCGGACGAGGCGGGGGCGACGGCGAUCCUGAACCUGCAGUCCGACCUCUGCUUCGACGCGCUGCAGAUUCCGUUUGAGAGCAUUCGGGCGCGGGCGGUGGAGCGAGGGGUGCUGCUGGCGCGAGUGCCAAUCAGAGACUUCGACCACGGCGACCAGGCGUUCAUGCUACCGGAGGCGGUGCGGGUGGUGAACGUGCUGCUGCACCGCGGGCACACGGUGUACGUGCACUGCACGGCGGGCAUCAACCGCGCGUCGCUCACGUGCGUGGCGUACCUCUACUUCGUGCAGGGGCUGCGCCGCGACGAGGCUGUCACGCUCGUCAAGAAUGCUCGCCCCAUCGCGCACCCGUACCUGGACUGCCUGGCGGACGCCAAGCGGCGGCUGCUGGAGGGGCGGCAGGAGGAGAUGACGGCGCUGGCCACUCAGAUCUACGAGCAGCGCAACAACGGGGGGCACACCGGCUCCGCCACCUCUGAUUGGUCCGCCGCCCAGACGACUGCCAUAGCAGCAUCCUUCCGCAAGUUCCUCGAGGUCGACAAUGGCCUGCUGUCCAUGGAGGACGACCUGGCAGCAGCGGCAGAGGCGAGGCGGCAGCAGCAGGAGGAGGAGAGCGACGACGAGCGCGGCGAGGCCGUGGCAGCGGAGAUUGAGCGGCUGACAGGGGAGCUGCGGCAGCAGCGGGAGGAGAUCCAGCAGCUGCAGGCGGCGGCGCGGCAGUGGAAGCUGCAGAAGGAGCAGGCGGAGGGCAUGGUGCAGCUGCUGCAGCAGGAGCUGGCCAUGAAAGACGCUGCCGCUGCUGCUGCCGCCGCGGCUGGCGCUGCAGCAGGAGGGGGAGCUAGCAGCUUGAAGGUGGCAGGGAGCACCACCAAUGGAGUUGCUGUGGUAGCGAGUGUGGAAGGGGCCAAUGGUGUUGCCAAUUCAAAGCCCGUGGGAUCUGCAAAGUCUGCAAGUGGCCCACCAGAGUCACUCAAGGUUGCUGAGGAUCUGGUGUCAGCAGCGUUUGCAGCGGCGCGCACGUCGAAGGUGACAACGAUAGUGUGGUUCCGCCGCGACCUGCGCGUCGAGGACAACCCCGCUCUCAUCGCGGCGGCGCAGCAGGGCGCGGUGGUGCCGCUCUUCGUGUGGUCCCCGGAGGAGGAGGGACAGUUCUUCCCCGGCCGCGUGUCGCGCUGGUGGCUGCGCAACUCGCUCUCGCAGCUGCACGCCGCGCUCACGGCUCUGGGCGUGCCGCUGUUCAUGCGGCGCGCCAAGUCGACCCUGGCGGUGCUGCUGGAAGUCAUGGCGGCCACCGGCGCCACGCAGGUCUUCUACAACCACCUCUACGGUGCGCUGCCCUCCGCCCAUCGCCCCUCCCUGUUUCCGUGCAUGGGCUUCUCAAAUCUGGCCCUUUCCUUCUCGUCCCUCCAUUACCCCGCGUCGUUGGUGCGCGACCACCGCGUGAAGCAGGAGCUGAGUCGGCGCGGAGUGGUGGUGCGCUCGUUCAACGCGGAUCUGCUCUUCGAGCCCUGGGAGAUCUUCGACGACCACGGCAAGGCCUUCACCACCUUCCGCUCCUUCUGGCGCCACUGCCUGCACCACCCGCGCCCCUCGCGCCCCGACCCGCCGCUCCCCGCGCCCGCGCGCCUGUGCGGGCCGCUGGGGUUCGUGCGGAGCGUGGCGGUGGACCUGCUGGGGCUCGAGGCGGACGACGAGCGCCCCAGCAACGACCUGCUCGCGCGCGCCUGGCUGCCCGGCUGCACCAACGCGGACCGCGCGCUCGUCGCGUUCCUGCACGGGCCGCUGCUCGAGUACGCCGCGAACCGCAGCAAGGCGGACAGCGCGACGACGUCGCUGCUCUCCCCGCACCUGCACUUCGGCGAGAUCUCCGCGCGCCGCAUCUUCCACGAGUGCCAGCGCCUCAGCGUCGCGUGGCAGAAGGACGGCCUUCCGCGCGCGGCGGAGAGCGUCGCGCAGUUCGUGCGCGCGCUGGGCUUCCGCGAGUACUCGCGCUACCUCUCCUUCAACUUCCCCUUCACGCACGAGCGCUCGCUCCUCGCGAACCUCAAGCACUUCCCGUGGCGCGUGGACGAGCACAUGUUCAAGCUAUGGCGGCAGGGGCGCACGGGGUACCCGCUCGUCGACGCGGGGAUGCGCGAGCUGUGGGCGACGGGGUGGCUGCACAACCGCAUCCGCGUGGUGGUGGCGUCGUUCUGCGUGAAGUUCCUGCAGCUGCCGUGGCGGUGGGGCAUGAAGUACUUCUGGGACACGCUGCUCGACGCCGAUCUCGAGGCCGACGUGCUGGGCUGGCAGUACAUCAGCGGCUCGCUGCCCGACGGCCACGAGCUGGAUCGCAUGGAUGAUCCCGAGGAGGACGGGUAUCGUUUUGACCCCGAGGGGGAAUACGUGCGGAGAUGGGUGCCGGAACUCGCGCGUGUGCCGACGGAUUGGAUCCACCACCCGUGGGACGCGCCGCCCGUCGUGCUGCGCAUGGCGGGGGUGGAGCUCGGCGCGAAUUACCCGCGGCCGGUGCUUGAUGUGCUGACGGCGCGGCAGCGGCUGCAGGAGGCGGUGGAUACGAUGUGGCAGCGCGAGGCGGCGCUGAAGGCGGCGGCCGCCAACGGGUGCGAUGAGGGGCUGGGCGACACGGAGGAGGUGCUCGUCGCGUUCUCGCGCGCGCCCGACCACCGCCUGCCCAUGCGCGUGCACACCGCGCUCGUGCGCCCCGAGCUCAGCUGCGCCAACGGCGCCUCCGCCCCCGCCGCGUCGCACAGCACGCUGGUGGCCAGCGCGAGGGGCGGCGGAGGGGGGUUGGCGCGCUCCGCGUCGUGCGACUCCGCCGCCGCCAGUGGGGUCGGGCCGUGGCGCGGGCCUGCGGAUAACGGGGAGGGGGAGGCGCAGGGGGGGCGCGCGGGCGGGGAGGAACUCCCCCUGGCUGUUCAGAUGGAGGCGGCAGCGGCGGCGGUGAUGGCGGCGGACAGGGCGGGGAAGGCGGCGCGAGGACCGGCGGAGGGGGAGUGCGGGGAGGCGAAAAAGCAAGUCGCGGAUGGAGAACCGGCGGAACUGGCGGCGGGGAGAGCGGACGGCGCGGACGGGGGGGCCGGUGCGGGCGGGGUUGCGCCGGGCGUGGUCCCGUGGAACGACCAGAUGGUGCCGUACUUCCCUUCCCCCGCCACCAUCCAGGCGGCGGAAGCCAUUCUCGCGGGGGACGCCGCCGCCGCCGCGCACGCCAUGCAGGCGGAAGGCGUGCAGCCGCCGUUCCCCAAGGACGCGCCGGCGGAAGAGAAGGGCACUCGCCCCCCUGCGCCGGGGGCGCCGGAGCAGCCGGCUGCGGGGAAGGGGAACGUGGCGGGCGGGGCGACGUCGGCGCUGCCGCGCUGGGCGGCAGUUCUGGGCGGGCAGGGCGGGGCAGCCGGGCACGGGACGGUGGAAGGGCUGUCCCCGUCCGCGCGCGUGUCCAGUCUGGUGGAACUGCAGCUGUUCCCCUCUGCCCCGCGCCCUGCCCCCGCCGAUGGGGCGCGUGCGCCGAAGGGGAAAGUGGCGGAAGGAUCGAAGAAGGACGGUGGGGGGACGCCGGGGAAGGAAGGCGGGGGAGUGCUGGGGAAACGCGGGUUCAGUAACGUGUGGGGAGAUGACACGCCGUUCCCAUCUACCAUGUUCCGAAGAGUGAAAGAUGAAACGCCGUUCGUACCCGUACUGGUGCAACAGCAACUACGGCAGUACCAGCAACAACAGCAGCAGCGGCAGGCGCAAGAGGGGCAGGAGCAGCACCUGGCGGCGAUGAGGGCGGGUGUGACGGCCGAGGUGGGGCAAAAGCUGAUGGCGCUGCAGCAGCAGCAGCAGCGGCUGGCGGCGGGCAAUGCCACGAAUGCGCGCGACCGCUGCAAUGCGCCCAACGACCCCGCCGGUGCAACUAGGGCGGCGCCAGGCGCAGCAGUCGCGGAUGCAGCUGCGCCAGGCGCGGCGGAGCAGCAGAGGGGCGGGGCGGGCAGGGAGGCGGGCGGGGCGAGGGGCGGGGCGGGGGCGCUGUACGCGGGGCCGACAGGGCGCGUGGCGCUGACAGGCCUGCCGUUCCGCGUGAGCGCCAUGGCAGAGGCGGGCGCCACCAGCACUGGCGGCGCUGGCGGGGACGGCAGAAUACCUCACGCCCACACGCACGCCCACGCACAGGGACAGGCACAGGCGCAUGUGCAGGCGCAUGCACAAGCGCAGGCGCAGGCAGAGGUGGAGGCACAGGCGCAGGCGGAGAUAGAGGCGCAGAUAGAGGCACAGCUGGGCGGACAUGCUGCUGCAGCAGCUGCCGCAGCAGCGGCAGCGGGCCGGGCGCAGCAGCGGGGGCUGCGGUCGCCACAACGGAGCAAGCCCGAGCGGCUCUCCAGUGAGGUCAGUUGGCCUCCCAGCGCCAUGCUCUGCGACCUGCUUCUCAGCCCACACCAUCUCUACUCCUCCCUGCUCCAUGCCCCUGUUCUGAGGCGCCAAGUCUGCUCCUUGUUCUCCUUGCUUUUCCCCCCGGCCCUUCCUCUCCUGCUUAUCCUGCCCCCAGCUGUUUCUAACAAGCCCUCUCCACUCUCUCCUCUUCCUCUCUCCCCUCUGCAGGAUGCGGCAGCAGCAGCCAUGGGCAAGAAGGGGUGGGGCCCGCUCACCUUCCUCUCCCUCGUGUCGCCACACCUACCGCACCACCAGCACCACCCAGCAGACCCCCACGCCCUGCCCACCUUUCCCCCGGCCGCUGCUCCGCAAGAAGGGGUGGUGCCCAGGCAGCACAUCCGCCUCUUCCCCUCCUGA
This is a messenger RNA of Closterium sp. NIES-65, 5604 nucleotides long. The record is from the annotation of a GenBank genome assembly. NCBI's taxonomy places the organism in Eukaryota, Viridiplantae, Streptophyta, Zygnematophyceae, Desmidiales, Closteriaceae.